Eurytemora carolleeae is the source of this 1370-nucleotide messenger RNA. RefSeq lists its product as uncharacterized. The coding region runs from base 49 to 651 and encodes 200 amino acids. Lineage: Eukaryota; Metazoa; Arthropoda; Copepoda; Calanoida; Temoridae. The transcript is spliced from 7 exons. The record is from RefSeq and is a predicted model, not a curated record.
AGAUUUCUGGUUAUUGAACAGAUGUUGAUGUAAAGACAAGAAUAUAAAAUGUAUUUCUUCCUUCCCGUCCUAGUUUACACAGCCAUAGCAGGAUCCUACGGUAAAUCAUCUUUCCUGAAGGUUGGAUUGAUUGAGGAGCAUUUAGACGAAACAAACCUUUCAGAGACUUUAAUGCCGGGUGGAGAAUCAAGAAGCAGACGGUGUACGGGAAAACUUUGCUCAACAAACUCCGAAGCUGUCCAAAGUUUCUUCUCGCCAGCAGUUAAAAUAUCUCCAACAAGGUUUAGGUCAAUAGAGGACUUCAGAUCCAGUCGAACAUCGUCUUCCACUAAAGAUGGAAUAUCGUCUUCCACUACUAACCGAAAAUCGUCUUCCACCAAAGAUCGAAUAUCCUCUUUCACUAAAGACCGAAAAUUGUCUUCCGCUAAAGAUGAUAAAUCUGGAAAAUCUCUGACUAAUCCACAGGGAAUAAAUGAAGAAGAAGAAAAUAGAUCAUUUGUCACAGUUCACAAUAAGUUCAUAGCAUCUAGACAACCAAGGAUCCCCUUGCUAAAUGGCUGCUACACUCAUACUGUCAAUAUACUUGAUCAAUGCUGGAUUGUUUGUGAUAAAACAAUCCUGGCCGCCUGCUCUACAAAAAUCAGAUUUUAACACUAAAUAGUGGUAAUAAUGAUGUAUAAUUUAUCAGUUCAACAAAAAAAAACAGAUUAUAACACGUAUAACACUGUGUUAAUAAUGAUGUAUAAAUUGUCAGUUUAAUAAAAAUCAGAUUAUAACAAGUAUAACACUGUGUUAAUAGUGAUGCAUAAAUUGUCAGUUCAAUAAAAACCAGAUCAUAACACAUAUAACACAGUGUUAAUAAUGAUGUAUAAAUUGUCAGUUUAAUAAAAAUCAGAUUAUAACAAGUAUAACACUGUGUUAAUAAUGAUGUAUAAAUUGUCAGUUCAAUAAAAAUCAGAUUAUAACACGUAUAACACUGUGUUAAUAAAGAUGAAUAAAUUGUCAGUUCAAUAAAAAUCAGAUUAUAACACGUAUAACACUGUGUUAAUAAAGAUGUAUAAAUUAUCAGUUCAACAAAAAUCAGAUUAUAACACGUAUAACACUGUGUUAAUACUGAGGUAUAAAUUGUCAGUUCAAUAAAAUCAGAUCAUAACACUGUGUUAAUACUGAAGUAUAAAUUGUCAGUUCAAUAAAAUCAGAUUAUAACAUAAUAAUGCUGUGAUAAAAUAAAGAUGUGUUUUUACAUUUUUAUUUUUAAAUUAAAAUUUUUUACAAUAUUUUUAAAAUAGUUAUAUAAUAUCAGAUGUAUAUAUUUAGACUAUUCUAUUUUUCAUGUUCUUCAUUUCCCUCUUGUUCUUACAUCUUUCAAU